GCAGCUUAAGGGGAUAGCCAUUUGAUCGGUGUGCCUUUGUUUUAUUUGUCCUUUCCUCUCUGACAGUUUUCUUUCUCAGGUCAUUCCAUGGUUUUCAUUGCCCCUUUAGAGCUCUACCCCUCUCGGCUUUUCCUCCCGAACCCCGCUCGCCCGUUGCUCUUGGCGAAAAGCGCCGCCACGCCUGGGUCUCUGGAAGACUUGUCAAUGUUUCAGUUACCCACCCUCAACUUCUCUCCGGAGCAAGUGGCGAGCGUCUGCGAGACGCUGGAGGAAACCGGCGAUGUCGAGCGGCUGGGACGCUUCCUGUGGUCUCUGCCAGUGGCGCCCGGGGCGUGCGAAGCGAUCAACAGGCACGAGUCCAUCCUUCGCGCCCGCGCCGUGGUCGCCUUCCACACGGGGAGUUUCAGGGACCUCUACCACAUUCUGGAGCACCACAAGUUCACCAAGGACUCCCACGGAAAGCUGCAAGCCAUGUGGCUGGAAGCGCACUACCAGGAGGCCGAGAAGCUGCGCGGCCGCCCUUUGGGACCGGUCGAUAAGUACAGGGUGCGGAAGAAGUUUCCUCUCCCCAAUACCAUAUGGGACGGCGAGCAGAAGAGCCACUGUUUCAAAGAGCGGACGCGCGGCCUUUUGAGGGAAUGGUACCUUCAGGACCCCUACCCAAAUCCGAGCAAGAAAAGGGAACUGGCCCGCGCGACUGGACUCACUCCUACCCAAGUGGGGAACUGGUUUAAAAACCGGAGGCAACGAGACAGAGCCGCAGCAGCAAAAAACAGGUUCCAGCACCACGCGAUUGGACAGAGUGGGAUGCGAUCUCACUCAGAGACUCGUAGCACGCCACAUGGUUCCGGGGAAUCGCCGCCAGCAGUGGCCAGUCCGACCGCCAGCUUUUCGAGUAUGACGGAUCGGAUCGAAACUGGCACCUCUGUUCUUUCAGAAACAUCCAGUGACUCGGAAUUUGAUAUAUAA
Messenger RNA from Megalops cyprinoides (Indo-Pacific tarpon), 969 nucleotides. RefSeq names its product homeobox protein SIX3-like. Gene Ontology annotation, cellular component: transcription regulator complex; nucleus. The record is from RefSeq and is a predicted model, not a curated record. The transcript is spliced from 2 exons. Gene Ontology annotation, biological process: brain development; eye development; regulation of transcription by RNA polymerase II. Gene Ontology annotation, molecular function: DNA-binding transcription factor activity, RNA polymerase II-specific; RNA polymerase II cis-regulatory region sequence-specific DNA binding. Bases 88 to 969 code for a protein of 293 amino acids. NCBI's taxonomy places the organism in Eukaryota, Metazoa, Chordata, Actinopteri, Elopiformes, Megalopidae.